Molecule: messenger RNA, 5556 nt
Organism: Monomorium pharaonis (pharaoh ant)
Lineage: Eukaryota; Metazoa; Arthropoda; Insecta; Hymenoptera; Formicidae
Exons: 9
Coding region: 1019-5434 (1471 amino acids)
Biological process (GO): protein linear polyubiquitination; proteasome-mediated ubiquitin-dependent protein catabolic process
Cellular component (GO): LUBAC complex
Molecular function (GO): ubiquitin-protein transferase activity; ubiquitin binding
Source: RefSeq, a predicted model, not a curated record
GUGAGGCUGUGAAUUGGGAUUCAAAAAUAAUGUUGCGUCAGCAUCUUUCGUAAUACCGGAAAUUAGUAGAUCGUUAAAUAUAAUCGAUAAAUAAUAAAUGGAGCAACGAAUAAGUCACCCCCAAUAACUCCUAAUAAUUAUUUUGAUAAUUCAUUUAAUGAUUAUUAAUGCAUUACUACGCUUCCAAGACGAGCCUGAUCAAACGUGUACAUUCUCUGUAAAAUAUUCAUCGUUUUCCACCCAUACUUUUCCAUUAGUUCAAAUAUUUUAGAUGCAGGCGUUGUUAAAAUACAGGAACGAAAACUAUGCUGCGCGCGGAAUCGCAUAUCACUUUCAAUCGAAAACAUUUCAACGUCGACUAAAGCCCGAGGCAGCCGCACAAUGGUAUUUUUUUCACGAGGCUGUGCAUUAAAAAAGCGCACACGUUAGCCCGUAUUUCCUCUGUUUUGAUUUUGGCCCCGGUGGCGCGCGGUGUGCAAAGUGGACUUGAAAAUAACCCCGUGAGGAGAGAGAGAGAGAGAGAGAGAGAGAAAGAUAGGGGGAGAGAGAUCACUCGAUCUAUUAAUAGUUUACCGACGUGAGUAUCUUUGUCGCCGGUUCGGCAUCGACUACGCGCGAUUCGGCCCGCAAAAUCCGCCGAUACAGUCCGCGCGCGUGCACGCGCGUGUGUGUGUCGACGCCCGAAGACGUGUCGGCCGCGAUGCAGCAGCUGACACCUCCGCCCGCUGGUGAACGAGUCUCGACGUGGAUGAAUUAGGAGCUGCCAGUUGGAUACGAAGGAACGAAGCUAGGUGAGGAGAGGAAGAGGGCCUCCCACGGAAAGUGUCUAUCUGCGGCGGACAUGGCCGUCGUCGCGGGACUCCCCGAUCGCCCCGUCGAGAUUUUUGGCGUUCGCGUAUAGCAGAAACUGGAAGAAACUUAAAACCGCGGGUUUCGGGUGAAUCUAAAUAAAGAACUAUGCAGCGCGACGGCUGAGGCGGGGCGCGGUGCCUCGGGACACGUGAGAGAGUGAGUAAGAAUGGUACACCAAGCCGCAUACAGCAACGAGACGAGCGCAUCCCUCAAUGGCGUACCGAACGACGACAGCAAAGGAGGAACGUCCGGAGUUGUCGCGGCAGACGCAGUGAUAGCGCGUGGUGUUGUCGAUGGUGCUGAGACGACUUCCCUGACACGCGGCGGCAACGGCGGUGGCGGAAGUGGCAGCGGCAGAUUCUCCCUGUUCAGGUGGUUCAAGCGAAAUCGCGAUUCAACCGUGGAGAAACGACGGCGAACGAGCGCGAGGCCGGACGACGAUGGCGUCGUCCGACGACGUAGCAGCAUCUACUCCAGCGUGGAGAGCGUAGACACCUUUUACAGCACCACCACGGUCCGCAGUUUCGCGUUUCACACGGGAACCCUGGACCGUUGUAACGUGCUAUCUCUGGACAUACUUAAGCAAGCGGCCGAGGUUGGUCCGUUCGCCGCCGGAGCCUCGAAGGCGUAUCUAGGCAACAAAGAGAACAACGCAGCGCCGGCCGUCGCCUGUACGUUACCAAUUAACAUACACUCCAGGAGACAAGAUAUCACCACCAGAUACUCGCUGCAACCAUCGACGGCCUUCAGCUCGUGUGGAAAUUUCCUGACAGCCGAAAAGAACUUGUUGGAUUCGUCGAGAAGACUCGAUGAGAGCGCAAGUGCCAGUUAUAAUAGGUCCGUGCGACGACGGGUCCACGUGAAAGGAAAACGGAGAGCACCCAACCCUCCUGGCGCGGCCGUGAAGGUCGUGGAGGUCAAUGUACGCGAGACGCCGGCGAGGAACAGCAAUAGACGCAAACGACGGGCGCCGCGACCUCCUGAAAAAGCGACCGCGGAGCAGUCAAAGCUCGUCACCGAUGGCGGUAGCAUGGAGAUAGAAGAGCGGAAGAAUGACGAAGGACAGUCGAUCAGCAACGAUACACUAAUUCUUCAAGACGGUAUGCUGCUGUCAAAGAAGGAGAUUUGCGGCAGUCCAAAGACCGCGAAGAAAAACAACGCUAGCGACGCGGGAGCGUCCAGUGUGACAGUCCUUCAGGAAAGAGCGCAAAGUCCCAUUGGUACCCUGAACACGGCCAUGCCUCGACCUUGGUAUAAACGCAGCGUCUUCGAUUCUCGCGACUCCGGAUCGUCCAAGAGAGGUGCCUUUCGCAGUCCUGCGACGACGUCUGCCGAAAUGAAGGAGGAGUGCAUUGGCAAUAUAAGUUUUUCUCCGAGUUAUUCCAUUGACGCUUCGCUCUCAAGGUUUUUCCAUCGCGGUGAACGGCAGAGCGAUGAUAGAAAGCGACAGGAAGCCAAACGAAAGUCCGGCCUGUCCAUCCUGACGAACAUCAGCGAGUUGGACAAAGAAGCGGCGGCGAUCGUUCAGGAAGAGCAGGCACGAGCACGGGCGUCGAUGUUACUAAAGGCUUCAAAAUUUGCUGAUGAGUUUGAAAGAAGGGACGACGUUAACGAAGAACUCGUUCAGGAUAUAGUCACCUCGGCGAUCGAGAAUUCAUCGCCUAGACGAGGCACGCGCGCCUUAAUCUCAAAAUUCAAUGCCAUCAGCAAUAUCACUAAGGUCACGGUCAACGCCAAUUUCUUCGCUAAAAAAGACCAGUCAGGUUAUAAGCUUGAUCGCGAUACGACAAGAAACAGCAGAUUCGAACAAAUCGGAGAUUGGAGGAAUCAAAGAUUCUCGGUCCAACAAGAUCUCGGUCAAAGUGUCCGCGUUGAUAAAGACAUCUCUAAGUACUUUUUGCCACAGCAAAAAUCAUCGAGAAAUAGAACUGAAUCGCAUGCGGAUGUAAAAUCAGUAGAUCUCAAAAUUACCUCUAGCAAGGAGCAGAGUGAUCAGCUGAUGAAGGACGCAUCUACUAGAAUAUCUUUAUUACAAAAUCAACUUGCUGCAAAUCGUGCGAAUGAGUCUUUAACUACUCAGAAGGAUGUUAUAUUUCCGGAAGAAAAAAUUAGACCGCAACAGAAAAUCGUCAAAGAAAUGAAAGGCAAAGAAUCACCGAGAUUAAGUGAAACAAGAAGAAAAUUUCUACUUUCUCGUGCUCGUAAUUUAGCUGAAAGUACGGAAAAUGCGUUAAGUCCCCUCAGAGAAAAGACGGAGGGCGUGCAGAAGGAAUUUUCGGACGUUUUCGACGAGAUUGAUCGACAGCUACGCUGUAAACAGUUCAAACGCAUCGAACGAAGACCAGUGGCCGAAUCUGACGGUAUCAGAGGCAAAAUUCCAGAGGAUGAAGCUGUAUCAAGCAAAGUGGCCAAAGUGCUCGAUAUUUUGGUGGAAGCUGAGAAAGAUGGUAAAACGAGAUCCAUGAUACAGCCAGAAAGAUCGAUGCAAGAUAAGAGAAUGUCACGUUUGAUGGACUCAGACCAGAAGGCAAAGUUAUCCAGCAAGACAAAAUUAACCGCUCUCAAUACUGUCGAGAACCCAAUUACUGCGGAUUUGAAGGAGAUGCUGAAGGAGAUGAAGCACUCGUUACCGAAACGACCCAAGCAGUUGAAGAAGACUGUGUCAAACGACGGCGACGUUCUCGAAAAGGUUGAGAAGCGCUCACCCGUACCUACGAACAAGAUCUCCUACAUUGCCUCCGUCACGGCGACAACGUCGUCGAAUGAUUACGAGACAGAUAAGCAAAAGGUAUCCUCGUCAGCGCAAACUAGUGGAAACAUCCGUAGAUUAAAUCAGCCUUCUACUUCCGCCGAGCAACCGUUUACAUCGGGAUGGAAACACGAGAACGUGCUCUACAGAACUUCUGGCAAGGGUUCGGUCCUUGGGAAGAAUACUUUCCAACUGAUACGACCACGCGAUUUCGCCGAGAUAGAAGCUAUGAAGACCACGAAGGAGGUGUACAAGGAAAACACUUAUGCCAAUGUGAUGGAACCGUCGCUGUACGCCAAUACUCACGUUCCACCCGUAUCGCCGAAGCAACGAUCGGAUCCGACGACGUCUAAGGACAUUUCGCAAAGUAAUCAUCCUGAAGAGCAGCCCAAUAUUGCAAACAAGAGUAAAAUCAUGUCGAACGAUGAUGAACUUGCAAAUGAAGACGAUAAUUCAUCAGCGAGGAACAUGAAUACUCUGGCCAUAAAUCGAUUACUUAGAAAGCUGGAAGGGGCCAUCGCGUCGGGCCAUCAUCAACAAGCGGCGGGAUUAGCGAAGGAAUUGGCAAGGCUCAAAAUCCAUUGUUCCGUGAUACGACAGCGUUCGGCGGCGCGUUUGAAGGAUCAGUCGAUUAAAGUCAAUAUGUAUAUCGAAGACAAACUCGCUCACCAAGGACCCAUACCGCUUCAGCUGCCGACGAGAAUGACGGUAGCCGAGCUGAAGACAAAGAUACAUACGGAGUUUGAAAUACCCACGAACGUGCAGCGAUGGAUCAUUGGGAAAAACUUGGCUGAUCACGAUGAGGCUACUCUCGAAGAGUUGCACGCAGUGGAUGGUUCACCGGUGUUUCUAUAUCUUGUAGCACCCGAAUUGCAUGUCGAUAAUGCAGCACAAGCGAAUAAACCAGAGCCAGCGGAGGAAAUUUCUGAGGAAUUGCCACAAGAACAAUCAAUGGAGGAAGUUUUGCAAAUCGAAGAAACGCAAGAAACUAAGGAAACAGAUGAAAUAAUACCGGCAACAAGCAAGAAUCAGCAAGAAGCGACGGAGACAGACAUGUCGGAAAAUGUCAAGAUAGGACGAUACGAGGAACUGAUAUCAUUGGAGAACUGGGACGUUAUUCCGAAUUCCGAGCCAAUCGAGUGCCCAAUAUGUUUCGUUACAUAUGGCCCGCGCGAAGGUGUAAUUCUGAGGGAUUGUUUACACAUGUUCUGCAGACCGUGUAUCGCUAAUACGAUCGCGUACUGCGAAGAAGCGGAGGUAAAAUGUCCAUACAGAGACCCUGACUAUACGUGUGAAUCGACCCUUCAAGAACGCGAGAUCAAGGCGCUCGUUGAGCCAGAAGUUUAUCAGCAACACCUCGCGAAAUCGAUCGCACAAGCGGAGAACAACGCCGGAAACAACGCUUUCCACUGCAAGACACCGGACUGCCCUGGAUGGUGCAUUUACGAUGACGAUGUGAAUAAUUUCUUAUGUCCUGUAUGUGGAGCCAAUAAUUGUCUUACUUGUCAGGUCGUUCAUGCUGGGAAGAAUUGCAAACAAUAUCAACAAGAAUUGCAACUUUCAAAAGAGACUGACCAGGAAUCUAGAAGGACAGCAGCAAUGCUCAAGGAGAUGGUAGAUAGAGGAGAGGCACUUGCGUGUCCCACGUGUGCCGUUGUUCUUAUGAAGAAAUGGGGUUGCGAUUGGCUGGUUUGUUCUAUGUGUAAAACAGAGAUAUGUUGGGUAACCAGAGGACCACGUUGGGGUCCGGGAGGUAAAGGAGAUACAUCCGGUGGCUGCAAAUGCGGUGAAAACGGAAUCAAGUGUCAUCCCCGUUGCAAUUACUGCCACUAAAGAAUUACAAUUGCCACGGCAUGUGGCAAUGAGAAAAUGUGAAGUUUACGAUGAAAUGUUCUAGAAAAGUGCUUUUGUACCAUUCAUAUUGAUACAUAAAAUGAUUCAUCCGAUGCGACGUA